This is a messenger RNA of Paramecium sonneborni, 325 nucleotides long. Lineage: Eukaryota; Ciliophora; Oligohymenophorea; Peniculida; Parameciidae. The record is from the annotation of a GenBank genome assembly.
UUUUAUUUCAUGCAAAUUUUUAUUAAGACAUUAGCAGGCAAAAAAGUCUCUUACAAUAUUGAAGCUGAUAAUACUAUUCAAUAACUUAAAAUGUAAUUAUAAGAAAAAGAAGGAAUCAGCUCAGAAUAAUUUAAAGUAUGUAUUCAAAUACUAUUAUUUUAGCUCAUCUUUAAGGGAAAACAUUUAUAAGAAGAAUAUAAAAUCUCUGACGCUUAAAUGUAAGCUGGAGAUACUGUACAUAUGGUCAUUCAAUUAAGAGGAGGUUUUUGAAUAUACCAUGAAACAUAUAAAUGCAUAAUAAAUUCUUUUAUUUUGUUUUGCAAAG